This is a messenger RNA of Closterium sp. Naga37s-1, 918 nucleotides long. The record is from the annotation of a GenBank genome assembly. NCBI's taxonomy places the organism in Eukaryota, Viridiplantae, Streptophyta, Zygnematophyceae, Desmidiales, Closteriaceae.
AUGAGUGGAGACCGUCAACUCUUGAUCCUGCUUUCUGUCUCACCGCGCCUGAGUCGUCUGCGCAUGCCUCUCAUGCGUGCCUCUCAUGCGUGCCUCUCAUGCGUGCCUCUCAUGCAUGCCUCUCAUGCGUGCCUCUCUCUACCCCAGCAAGCGGCAUCAGUGGCCGUGGCACCUCACCUGCGCCUCUACCACCCGGCACUGCUGCGCCGCCUGCUGGAGGGCGGACACGAGGGGGGGGCAGCACAUGGUGGGGAGGCAGGUGGUGAACGGGUCACACACUCGAGUGGUGCAGCAGGGCCAGGGAAGGCAGCAGGGCCAGGGAAGGCAGCAGGGAUGGGCGGAGGACUAUCGAAGCGUGCUCCAGGGGGGGUGAGGUUCGCUGCCAGUCCUCGAGUGGCCUUACCCGCUGUGCGCACGGUGCCUCCUCUGCCGCCGCCGCUGCCAUACGCGCAGGCCAGCAGGGAGGCAUCGCUGCAGCUCUUCUUCCCGGCGCUGCGGCAGGGACAGCGGCAGCGGCAGCAGCGGUACGGCGGGCUGGAGGGGCUGGAGGGGCUGGAGGGGCUGGAGGGCUUCCCCAUGGGGCUGGGCGAGGGGGGUUACGUCGAUGACCACAGCAACGAGUGGGAGGCGGGCGGCGCGGGGCGGCUGUGGGCGGUGGCGGAGCGCGUGGGGCCGGUGGUGGUGUGCAGUGGGAAUGGCGGCGGGCGCGACUACGAGGUGCAGGACGCUCGCUCCAAGGCCGCUCUCGCAGCCCUGGCAGGGGUGGGCGGGGGUGCUGAGACGCAAGGCCAGGGGGGUGUGGGGAGAAGUGAAAGUGGGGAGAAUGUGGGUUUGCUAGUUGAGGGGCUGGUUUAUUUGUUAGGGGAUGCGAUGAUCCCUUUUCACAUGGCGUCCUCUCUCCAGAGGGAUCUGCUGUGA